ACGGCGGUCCGCCGCCGCCGACAUCGUGUCGCGCUCGUGUGUGCGCAGCCUGUUGUGAGCGCGUGGCCGCCCGGACCGUUGUAGUCGUCGUCGUCGUCGUAGCAGCAGCCGGUGGUGGGACGCGCGCGCAAAGGGUCUUGGCCGGGAACGCGCACUGGACGUGAAGCCGUCCAACGAACGCCUUUGGACCUUUUUCGACGUGCCGCCGUGUUACGUGUUCGUAACGGAAUCGCAUCGUCGUCGGUCGCACCAGGCUCCCAGCUCCGUUCCGCUCCAGUUCCGUUCCGCUCCGACCGCACGGACGACAUGGCCACAGCAUCUUCCGGCACGUGGUCCACCCCGACUGGACAAAAAAUCGAAGAAACUGCCGUCGAAGAGCCGCCGACUUGCGAGUCACCAGAACCUAUGUCUUGUUAUCUGCACCAUGAUCCCGAUCAUCCGAUGUCGUCAUUUUCCGUUAUCAACAAGAUGCGAGUCAACAUCCAACUCUGCGACGUUUCACUUCGAGUCGGCAACAGCGUAACGAAAGCCCACCGGUUGGUGCUGGCCUCUUCCAGUCCUUACUUUUACGCCAUGUUCAACGACGACAUGGCCGAGAAACUACAAUCCGAAGUCGAACUGCACGACGUGGACUUGGGUGCUUUGCAACUACUAGUCGAGUACUCGUACACCGGUCAAGUUUACAUAACCGAUGAAAACGUUCAGGUACUGUUGCCCGCGUCGUCUCUGCUCCAGAUCAACUCGGUCCGGGACGCGUGUUGCACGUUCCUGAUGAAACAGUUGCAUCCGACCAAUUGCCUGGGGAUCAGGCAGUUCGCUGAAACGCACUCGUGCAAUGAGCUGAGAACCCGGUCGCACCGUUACGCAUUGCAAAACUUCGAAGAAGUAGUGAAAACCGAAGAGUUUCUCUUUCUAUCGUUUUCUGAGAUCGAAGAUUUGGUGUCCAACGACAAAUUGAAUGUGGUGUCCGAAGAACAAGUUUUCGUGGCCGUCAUGGACUGGAUCAAACAUAACCCUGUUGAACGGUCGCAACACAUUGCACAGCUUUUGGGACACGUGCGGCUGGCCCAAAUGUCAAAAAUGUUCCUGUUGAACGUGGUGGAAACGGAACCGCUGGUGCGCAGCGAGCCUAGUUGUAAGGACCUGUUGUUGGGUGCCAUGAAGUACCAUCUGUUGCCGGAUCAAAGAUCCGAUUUCGCCAGCAAACAGACCGAGCAACGGAGUCCUGACGGUCUGAUGCCGUACAUCUUCGCCAUCGGGGGUGGUAGCCUGUUCACCAUUCACAGCGCCGGCGAGUGUUACAACCCCAGGCACGACCGUUGGCUGCCGAUCGCGCCCAUGUCCAAGUGCAGGAGUCGCGCAGGUAUCGUAUCAUUGGGCAAGCUGAUCUACGCCAUCGGAGGAUACGACGGCAUAGUGGAUCUGUCCUCGGCCGAGUGCUACGACCCGAACUGCAACAAAUGGUCGGCGGUCACGUCGCUGGGCACGAAGAGGAGCUGUCUGGGCAUCAGCGCGAACCACGGGCUGCUGUACGUGUGCGGCGGUUUCGACGGCGCGUCGUGCCUGAGCAGCGUGGAACGGUACGACCCGCUGACCGGCGUUUGGUCGUCUUGCCCCAGCAUGACCACCCGUCGACGGUAUUGUCGCGUAUCCGUCGUUGACAACUGUUUGUACGCUUUGGGCGGCUUCGACUCGACCAACUACCAGUCGACCGUCGAGAGGUACGACCCGAGGAUGAGCAAAUGGAUGACGGUGCCGGCCAUGAGCAGCAGGCGCAGCAGUUGCGCCGUGGCUACGCUGGACGACAUGCUUUACUGCGUAGGAGGCAACGACGGAACGAUGUGUAUGUCGAGCGGCGAACGUUUGAACGUCAGACGCAACGCGUGGGAGCCCAUCGCCACUAUGCAGUGUCGCAGGGCCACUCACGACAUGGUGGAGCUGGACGGCGGUUUGCUGGUGCUGGGCGGCAACGACAGCAACUCGAGCCUGCACUCGACGGAACGGUACGACCCGCGGAUCAACCGGUGGACCAUGUCAACGCCGAUGCCGACGCGCCGAAGCUCGGUGGGCGCCGCGAUGCUGUAUUGUUUCAACAUGGACGCCAAGCUGACGAUCGCGGCCGCGGCGGCCGCGGGGAACGGCGCCCUGGGGACGGUGGGCGGCCAGUGCGUGGCCGGUUCGGGCGCCGCAUCCGUCACCCACUCGCCGUACAAGUCGACGGCCACGUCCGUAUGAUUGCCGUGGUCGACCUCCAGCGGUUGGCGGUCGAACAGUACCGAACGUUCUCACUCGUUGCCCAACUAGUGGACGCGGGCGCCGAUGAACCACCACCCCGUCGUCCGCGCCGCAAACAUACCGACCCUCGUCUCCCCAUCGACGGAACGGUUGAGUGGGGGGGGAAGUACACGGUUUCGUCGUUACGUCUCGCCAAAGUGUUCAACGCUUCGCUGUCGCCCCCGGUCACCCCUUACACGGUUAUCCGUCGGCCGUCGUUAAUUAUAACCAUAUCUCGUUUUCGCGUAAUCGACCGACGGACAAACUGGUGUGCUGCUAUAGCGUGCGGUUUUUCGCACGCCAUCGUGUGUUCGCUUUUUUUUCCCAAUCGUGUGAUUUUAUACUUAAAAAAUACUUUACUAUAUAGGUGCACUCGGGAACCCAAACGAAUUCCGGACGGACUAACUGCCGAUAGUAGUUCACUGUUUCAAACGGUCUGUUUACAUGACACGUUCGAUAUUGUUAAUAUUACACGCGCCGCAUUAUUCCGGGGACCAAAAUUCUCAUCUCGUGUAAAUACAACGCAUCCGUGUGUUAAUAUAACAUAACUACUCAAUAUUGAUUUUCAUUGGUUCCUAAUAAAAUUACCAUGUUUUUUUUUUUUUUUAGGCACAUUUUUUUUGUACCAACAGAUUUAACGCAAGUCCUUUAGUUAUAUACGUAUAUAUAUAUAUAUAUAUAUAUAUAAAAUUUAGCGUGUCAAAUUUUCUUUAGCGAUUUUGUUGUGUACCUUAUACGUUAUUCGUAUUACUAUACCUACUGUUUAAUCUAAUGGAUAAUAAUAAUAAUAUUAAUUUGUUUGCC
Molecule: messenger RNA, 3078 nt
Organism: Sipha flava (yellow sugarcane aphid)
Lineage: Eukaryota; Metazoa; Arthropoda; Insecta; Hemiptera; Aphididae
Product: kelch-like protein 17
Exons: 12
Coding region: 307-2235 (642 amino acids)
Molecular function (GO): protein binding
Source: RefSeq, a predicted model, not a curated record